AUGGAGAAGAAGCAAGCGUUGGAGUGGGCCGAAGCACAGCAGAUUGUGAUAAGCGAGGACCUUGUGGCCGCGGCUAAACAUCAGCUACGAUUUCUUGCGGAGGUUGACAGGAACCGCCACCUCUAUGAUAGCCCUGUUUUAGACCGAGCCAUUUUGAGGUACAAAUAUUGCUGGCUUCCCUUACUUGCCAAACACACCAAGUUUCAUGUUACAGAAGGCCCUCUGGUUGUGCCUCUUGAUUGUGAAUGGAUAUGGCAUUGUCAUAGGCUUAAUCCGGUGCGCUACAAGAAUGACUGCCAGGAACUUUAUGGGAGAGUUCUUGACAACUGGAAUGUUGAAUCCUCUAUUCAGGGAACUUGCAAAAAGCAAACUGAAGAAAUUUGGAACAGGAUAUUUCCAAGUGAACCAUAUGAACCCAAUUGGAGGAGCCAGUUGACAGAGAAUUUUGGUGUAACAAUUUUGGGAACUUCAGAAAGCACCAAGUAUGAUUUAGAUUCAGCUGUCAGAAGGCAAACCUCUUUCUUCUACCAGGUAUCUAGGCCCAACAUGAAUGAUUAUCACUUUCUUGAAGGAGCAGUGGCCAGAUAUAAGGGGUUUCUACAUUUGAUCAAGAGAAUCAAUUACUUCUGUGUCCCAACUUACGACAUUGAUCUCAUCUGGCACUCACACCAACUGCAUCCUGCCUCUUACUGUAAAGAUCUGGUGGCAACAAUGGGGAAGGUAUUAGAGCAUGAUGACACAGAUUUUGAUAGAACCAAGGGUAAAAAGCUGGAUGUUGGGUUUUCUGAAACCACCAAACAGUGGGAAGAGGCAUUUGGUUUGAGGUACUGGAGGGCAGGAGCAUUGUAUAGAGGGCAUGCACCAUCUCCUCUCACUACCAAUCUGCACAAACUGAAAACUGUGAGCAUGAAAGCUGCUCCAUCCAAUGAGUAUCAGAAUAUGAUUCGGCUUCCCAAGAAAACUCUAGUGGAGAUUAUGCUGGAGAUUGUGGGGGUCAAAGAUUUACCAUUAGAGAGCGAGGGCAACCUCUUCAUCUCUUUUGGUAAGAAACAGCCAGAUAUAAUCCUCAACACCAGGAAACAAAUGAGCAUAUCCUCUGAUUCAGGAGAGAAACAGGUUGCUGUCUUCCAAUGUGAACCUAAUGGAGAGCUUGUCUUUGACCUUAUGACAUCUUUAUCCUUUAACCUGCCCAUUGCAAGGCCAGUCAAAGUAUUGGGGAGUGCUUCAAUCUCUCUUGACAACCUUCUGAAUCCCAUCCAUGUAGAGAACUGGUUUGAGCUGAUGCCAACUUCUGGAGUCGUGGGUUCCGAGCCAAUCUGUUUACGUAUUGCUCUCUCCUUGACUGCUCCCAUUCCAGCCCCCUAUGUGGUGCAAAUGGUUCAGAUGUGUCCAGUCUCAAAAGGUUCAUGUUUCAUUCCACUCCCUGGAAGGUCUCACCAUGCUAAUAGCUGGACAUGUGUUCUGGAUGAGGCUGGCAAUGAGGUCAUCAGCUUCCUCAUGAGGGAAUCAACAAUAAAAGAUGGAAGAAGCAAUGGUCUUUCCAAGAAAGAAGUGAUUGGCAUGGUUAAAUCUGGUAAAAAUCAAGUGCUUGCAGAGUUUGUUGGAAAAGGGUGGUCCUUAAUGAACUCAAACUGGUCACUUCAGCUUCAUAAGGAACUCAGUGUAGAUGGCCAUGUUUUUGAGCUCAAAGGCAUCAAGAAGGUGAUCAUUUUUCCUGGUAGAAAACUAGAGUACGAAACCGACUGCUGUGAGAAGCCAAAAAAUGAACAGAACUUCAUGACUGCUGUUGAAUUCUCUGCAGAAAAUCCUUAUGGAAAAGCCGUGGCUUUGCUCAACUUAAAAUCUGGCUUCCUAAAGAUCAAGGAAGAAUGGCUUGUAAUGCCCGGAAUCCUAUCAGCUUUUAUUAUCUCUGAUAUUUUGAGGAAGGAGGGCUAUAGUGGUUUCAUCACUGACAACAGAGAGGAUAAACAGGAAAAUGACAUAGACUGCAGCAAAGAGUGUGAAGCUCUGGUGGAAGGCACCGCACUUGGCAGGUGUAAUGGAGGUUGUGGCCAUCAAGAUAUUGUGAAGAGUGGCGGUUGUGGUGGAGGUGGGGGCUGUGGGGGUGGUUGUGGAGGAGGCUGUGGAGGUGGGAGCUGUAGGGGCAGUUGUGGAGGAGGUUGUAGAGGUGGCGGCGGUUGUGGGAGUUAUAAAUAA
Messenger RNA from Alnus glutinosa, 2196 nucleotides. Its product is annotated as glycine-rich domain-containing protein 2-like. The record is from RefSeq and is a predicted model, not a curated record. The transcript has 8 exons. Lineage: Eukaryota; Viridiplantae; Streptophyta; Magnoliopsida; Fagales; Betulaceae. Bases 1 to 2196 code for a protein of 731 amino acids.